CCCGCCCCUCCCUACCAGAGCUCCCUGUUCCUUAGAAACCGGGCGGCGUGUUCCCGGUAUCGGUCCGCUGGGUUCCGGUGCCGGCGUAUCCGCACUAACCUCCCUCAAGACGGACGGGCGGCCUCCGAAAGCCGUCCAGAUCUAUGGUCUCGCGAGCGGCUCUGGACCGGCGAUGCCAGCGUGCCAGGAGCCAUGUUUGGUCAGGACUAUGGGAAGGUCAACUCCAUUCUGGAGACCCUGGUAAGGAGAUGACUUGUUGAACAGAGGCCAAGAUGAAGUUGCUGCCAGGAGUGGGCGUGUUUGGGACUGGCAGUUCAGCCCGGGUCCUAGUGCCACUGCUGAGGGCAGAGGGGUUCACUGUGGAGGCCCUGUGGGGAAAGACUGAGGAGGAAGCAAAACAGCUGGCUGAGGAGAUGAACAUCACCUUUUACACCAGCCGGACCGAUGACGUCUUACUGCAUCAAGAUGUAGACCUGGUGUGCAUCAACAUCCCCCCUCCUCUCACCCGGCAGAUAUCCGUGAAGGCUCUAGGAAUCGGGAAGAAUGUGGUAUGUGAGAAGGCAGCAACAUCAGUGGAUGCCUUCCGGAUGGUGACAGCGUCUCGAUACUACCCACAGCUGAUGAGCCUUGUGGGGAAUGUGCUGCGCUUCUUGCCUGCUUUUGUGCGCAUGAAGCAGCUGAUUGCAGAGCACUAUGUCGGGGCGGUGAUGAUCUGCGAUGCCCGCAUCUACUCCGGGAGCCUGCUCAGCCCCAGCUAUGGCUGGAUAUGUGAUGAGCUUAUGGGUGGUGGGGGCCUGCACACCAUGGGUACCUAUAUUGUGGACCUGUUGACCCACUUGACUGGCCGGAAAGCCGAGAAGGUACAUGGGCUACUCAAGACCUUUGUGAGGCAGAAUGCCACCAUCCGUGGCAUCCGUCAUGUCACCAGUGAUGACUUCUGUUUUUUCCAGAUGCUCAUGGGUGGGGGGGUGUGCAGCACAGUGACACUCAACUUCAACAUGCCAGGUGCCUUUGUACAUGAAGUCAUGGUUGUGGGCUCAGCAGGACGCCUUGUUGCCCGGGGAGCUGACCUCUAUGGGCAGAAGAACUCUGCUACACAGGAGGAGCUGCUGGUGAGAGACUCCCUGGCUGUGGGUGCAGGGCUCCCUGAGCAGGGUCUCCAGGAUGUCCCACUGCUCUACUUGAAAGGUAUGGUCUAUAUGGUGCAGGCCUUGCGCCAAUCCUUCCAGGGGCAGGGGGAUCGCCGUACCUGGGACCGCACCCCUGUCUCCAUGGCUGCCUCAUUUGAGGACGGACUAUAUAUGCAGAGUGUGGUGGAUGCUAUUAAAAGGUCGAGCCGGUCUGGGGAAUGGGAGACUGUGGAAAUGCUGACAGAGGAGCCAGAUGCCAACCAGAACCUGUGUGAAGCACUUCAGCGCAACAACCUGUGAGCCUACAUAUGACCUCCUCCCGUGGGGCGGAGGGACCAGGGAGGGGACUGGGAGCUCUGAUUGCCUAUAGCAGAGACGGUGUCUUGAUAAUAAAUCAGCUUGGGCCAGAGCUUGGAGCCCAUUGAA
Molecule: messenger RNA, 1556 nt
Organism: Phodopus roborovskii (desert hamster)
Lineage: Eukaryota; Metazoa; Chordata; Mammalia; Rodentia; Cricetidae
Gene: Gfod2
Product: glucose-fructose oxidoreductase domain containing 2
Exons: 3
Coding region: 273-1430 (385 amino acids)
Biological process (GO): extracellular matrix organization
Cellular component (GO): extracellular matrix
Molecular function (GO): nucleotide binding
Source: RefSeq, a predicted model, not a curated record